Dermatophagoides pteronyssinus (European house dust mite) is the source of this 970-nucleotide messenger RNA. RefSeq lists its product as uncharacterized. The record is from RefSeq and is a predicted model, not a curated record. Gene Ontology annotation, molecular function: oxidoreductase activity. Lineage: Eukaryota; Metazoa; Arthropoda; Arachnida; Sarcoptiformes; Pyroglyphidae.
UAAAUUUUGUUUCGAACCAUUUGAUUGAAUGAUGGAUGAAAAUAGUCUAUAUGAACAUGUACGUCGUCGUCGGCUUCAUGUGUAUGAAAAUGGACCUAAAUUCCAUGGCAUCACACCAGGAUUGGAUGCAAGUAAACCACCGGAAUGGUAUGAUCCAGUAGCAUUCAAACAUGCUCAAAAAUUAUUUGAUAAGUAUCAAUCUAUAUUGUCAUUAACGUCAUUUAUGGGCCUAAUACUUGGUCUAAUGUCUGACGAUGAAAUAUUACGAAUAUUAUUAUCAACGGGUAAUUCCGAAACUGUUGACAAAUUAUUUACACGUUAUUUAUCAACCAUAAAACAUAUUGAAGAUUGGUUCCGUUAUGAUCCAUUCGAUACGGAUAGUAAAUCAUUUAAAUCAUUGAAAAUGGUACGAACGAUGCAUUGUAAAGUAGCCGAUAAAUUGAAUAACAAUCAAACAACGAAUAAACAAAAUGCUAAACAAAUAAAUCAACGAGAAAUGUUUCUUACACAAGGAGCGUUUUUUGGACUUUCAGCUUUAAUACCGAAACAGAUCGGUUAUCAUCGUUUUACUCAAAAAGAUUUUCAUUCUAUUUUUCAUUUUUGGCGUGUAAUUGGUUAUUGUAUGGGUAUUGAAGAUGAAUUCAAUAUUUGCAAUGGUAGUGAUGAAGAAGUGGUUGAAAUGUGUAGACAAAUUUAUCAUGAAAAUAGUCUACUCAAAAUACGGCAAUGUGCUGAACGAUAUCCAAUGAGUCGUGCUGUACAUAAUGCAUUCUAUGGUUAUAUAAUGACUUUUAGCUAUUCAUCAAUGAUGCAUUAUUUAGCUCCGAUUCUUAACUUAGAUAUUCGUCUUUAUCCAUUAACAACAUUUAAAGAAUGGUUUGAAUAUCAAUUAUUUACAAUUAACAAUGAAAAAAUUAUAUAAAUAUUCAUGGUUUAUAAAAUUGUCAAAUCGACAUGCUAGAAAUUCGAC